CUUUGACUCUAUAAAUCUGAAUUGGUUUUUUUUUCUCAAAAGAACAUGGACGGCAAAAGAGUAGCUCUGUACUGUCUGUUUGCUUUCUACACACGGUAUGCGGCCUGCGAUGAUUACCUUAGGAUGGGUGUAAAUACAAAUGCCGCGGAAGCCACGCAGUUCCUCAGAGAAUAUGAUCGAGAAGCUUCUGGAAUGUGUUAUAGGGUAACCAUGUCCCAAUGGAAGUUUGUGACGAAUAUCACAGAACACAAUCGGCGCAGAAUGCUGGAGGAACUGGCCCUGAGCUCGAAAUUUGAGAAACUGUCCUGGAGGAAGGCAGCCGUUUAUGAUGCGUCACGGCUGUCAGACCCUCAGGGAAGGAAGCAGUUGACCAGAAUAGUGCAAGCAAGCCGUGCUUCGUUAUCCGAUGAAAAGUUUUCUGAGAUCCAGCAAAUUAUAACUGAGAUGAAAGAAGUCUACAACGCUGCAAAAAUAUGUCCAUUCGGCCAAAAACCUUACGAUCCUCACGUACCGCGUUUACCUGCACAGGUAACAGAGGCGCAGGAAACCAAAGCUUACCAAUCUUAUCAAUUAAACAAUCAGCCGUUCCAGCACUACCAACCUCAUCAGGACAAUUCUGAUUAUCCUAAUUAUUGUGAUAUGCAAUUGGAUCCAGAGAUUUCGAGGAUUUUAGCACAUUCGAGGAUUGAAAAGGAGUUGCUGUACGUAUGGAAGAGUUUCAGGGAUAAAACUGGUCCCAAACUAAAGAAUAAGUUCAUGAGAUAUGUGCAACUAGCUAAUGAAGCUGCUGUUAAUACUGGUUAUAGAGAUGCAGGUGACCAAAUGCGGGCAGCUUAUGAAGAUCAAUCUUUCAGAGCAAGCGUGGAAGAGAUUUACAACCAGGUGGCGCCACUUUACAAACAGCUCUUCACUUACGUCCGCCGGAAACUGGUUCUUCGGUACGGUGAAGCCAGCGUGAGGUCUGAUGGUCCAAUACCCGCGCAUUUACUGGGAAACAUGUGGGCACAAAACUGGAAAUCAAUAAUGGAUUUAGUGAUGCCGUUUCCUCAGUCGCCGAACUUGGAUGCCACUUCUGAGAUGCUGCGUCAAGGGCUCACACCACUGAGAAUGUUCCAAAUGGCUGAGGAGUUCUACGUAUCUAUGGGCCUGAAACCGGUGCCUCCAGAGUUCUGGCGAGGCUCCAUGCUGGCACGGCCUGCACAGCGCAGCGUCCAGUGCACUGCCAGCGCGUGGGACUUCUGCAAUAGAAUAGACUACAGAAUAAAACAGUGUACAGAAGUAACGAUGCAGGACCUGAUCUCUACACACCACGAGAUGGCGCAUAUCCAGUAUUAUCUGCAGUAUGCUGAUCAGCCGCAGUUAUUCAGAGAUGGCGCAAACCCUGCGUUCCAUGAGGCCGUAGCGAACGCUGCUACGUUGUCUGUAUACAAUAUACCACAUCUCCAAAGAAUGGGGCUUUAUCAAAACAAGUCCCACGACCCGUAUGAGGUCAGCAUGAACUUCCUGAUGUCAAUGGCUUUGGAGAAGGUGGCUUAUUUGCCUUUCGCGUUCAUGGUUGAUCAGUGGCGGUGGUCUGUAUUCGAAGAUGGCGUACAGAACAUGAACGCGAGAUGGUGGCAGAUGAAGUUGAGAUUCCAAGGAGUUACUCCUCCAAUCGGCAGAACAGAAGAUGAUUUUGAUCCUGGAUCAAAAUAUCACGUCAUAUCUGACCAGGAAUACAUCAAAUACUUCCUUGCAACGAUCCUCGAGUUCCAGAUCUUCGAGCAGAUGUGCGCGGUGUCGGGUUACAGCGGCCAUCUUCACGAAUGCGAUGUCUAUAGGAGCAGGGAUGCUGGGAGACUUUUGAGUGAAAUAAUGCAGCCAGGAGCAUCAAUGUCCGCAUCGGACAUUAUAAGAAGCAUGACACGUGGCAAAACUAAUAGGAUAUCCCCAGAAUCUCUUGUUAAAUAUUUCCGUCCACUGGAACUUUGGUUACGCGUGCAAAACCGGGAUGAGCAAGUUAUAGGAUGGAACUCCAACUUUCAAGACGUGGCGCUGUUUGCCCCACAGAGGGCGUGGGCAACUAACAAUCACUUCUCAGUUUUAUUGUUACUAGUGUCUUUUAUUACUGUACAUAGUUUGUAA
Pararge aegeria (speckled wood butterfly) is the source of this 2124-nucleotide messenger RNA. Its product is annotated as angiotensin-converting enzyme-like. The record is from RefSeq and is a predicted model, not a curated record. Gene Ontology annotation, biological process: proteolysis. Bases 46 to 2124 code for a protein of 692 amino acids. The transcript has 15 exons. Lineage: Eukaryota; Metazoa; Arthropoda; Insecta; Lepidoptera; Nymphalidae. Gene Ontology annotation, cellular component: plasma membrane. Gene Ontology annotation, molecular function: peptidyl-dipeptidase activity; metallopeptidase activity.